AUGCGUUGGACAAUUUUUCUCGUGUUUGUUUUAUAUUUCACAGCCACAGAGGAAGCUAUCGCAGGUAAGCUAGUCGAGUAGAGAUUAUUCACACUUUUCUAUCCGUUUUCAAAGGUUUUGGUGUCGUUCAAGAGAGGGAAAAUCCGUGAAUUCUAUAGCUUUCCGCAAUGCAUUUGAAAUAAGUGCUUCGAUACGCCGCCACGAUUGAAAACAGGAAUCAGGGUAGAUUUCAAUUCCACUUGACGGCAAAAAAUGUUCCUCGUCCCGUACAGCGGGUGGCAAUUAAGCCGCAGUUAUAGCUAACAUAAGCCCAUUAUAGGAUAGAGAAACUUAAGUUUGACGCCUCUAAACGGCUAAAAAAACGAAAUUGCUGUAUUUAUUAAUACUAAGAAAUUCGUAGGGCCAUGAAGCAUUCCUAGAUAGUUGGGUGAAACAUGGCCGGAAAACCGAAGACUGUUUCCCCAUAGCUUAAGGCAGUCUUAACGUAUUUCAGUUUGCUUUUCUGAUUAAUCCACUAUCGCGUCCUCCCACAAGUACCAGUUUUGAUUAAUACCUCUAUUUAGCUCUCCUAAAUCACUUGUAUUCUCACUGAGUUCGUAUCCAAAUGAGAUGAAAUCUGAAGUCGGGAUUUUUUUCAUGUUACAGCACGAGAAUGUGCGGUUAACAAAAUAUUUGUGGGUCUUAAUUCACUCUCUCCUUGCCAAGACUUUAUUGUUAAAUUAUCUGAGUGAUCUUAGAACGAGUAGAGUUAUUUUUCGUUCUCUAACACUAUCUCACUUUGAAAUUUGUGGCAUAUAACUUUUAACGAGGAAAAUAUUAAUGAUUUAUGUCCAUGUAGGCAAGUUAGGAAAGUGAUUGUUCGUUUCGUAUAAACGCAGCUAGUAUUGUAGUCUCGUCUUGCAAACUGAGCAUUGACUCCCUUAACUAUAUUUAAAUAAGUUAAAGUACACUUCUUCUGUUAUAAAUUAUUGAAUCAUUUUCAUUGAAGCCAGUGCGUAAAUGGUGAAAGGAACCCGAUAAGAUAUCUGUGAUACACGUCAGCCAAACCAUUCGAUCAAAGUAACAAACCUGGGCCAAAAUGCAAAAUACAAACCCGAGUUUUAGUCAGUUUUAAAUGGAUCCAAUCAAAUUUAGUCGCAGAUCGAAGUCCCUGGACUUUCUGUCUUGAUCGGACAUCUUUCACACGUGAGUAAAACUGAGUGAACCGUUGAAAUGUUUCACUGCUGACAAUACGAGCGUUUAACCUUCGCGGCAUGCUUUUUGUUUAAGGGCGUUGUGGUGAUAGUUUUCAUUGAUCAUUCUCUUAACAACUUAAACUGGACAGAAAUACAGCUCUUGCAGUAUUAUGGGUUAACAGUCGAAACUGAACAUCUCUGCUUUGAAAUGAUACAAAUGUACUGAAAGACCGCAGGAACAGCGGCACGAAAACAGAUCCGAGUGAAGCUGUAGAUGUACUUGUCGGUUACUUGUCUGAAAAGCUAAUUGACACCAGACUAAAGCUUAAAAUGUGCACUUUUGACUAAUCAAUAAACUUAUUGAGGUUGUUGUGUGUUUCGAAAGAAUAGCGAUGAUUUUUCCCACUAAAUCGCCUGCAUUGAGAGGAAUAGGGUUCCAAAACGUUAUAAGAAGACACAAAGAAAUCGUGUAAAACGAGGGCUUUUGGUCAGCCCUCUAUGUGUAAUUAGCUUAUCGCUUAAUCGCAGGUAUAUGGGCGAAGUUUGGAAUAUUUCAGCUAGCUAACAACAUCUUAGCUCGCAAUAAAACUGCCAGUCCUCACUGAACGAAAUUUACCUAAUACCUCUAGAAACAACUGUUUCAUUUCAAAAUUUCGCUCUAAGAAUGGCCGAAACUGUUGUGCGAUGAUUGCAGCCUUUGCACGGCCGCAGUUAGAAGAAACACAAAAACUUUCUGAGACACGCGUCGUCCUUUAUCAGACAAAGUUUUAAUCAAACGGGUCCUCUAUGAAAUACCCACCAGUUAAAUCACUUUUAAGACGAUUAAAUCAGUUCACCAGGCCCUAGAUGUUGAGCAUUGCUCCCGUAAACAGGCCUCUUGUUCUGUGAUCAAUCGAUCAGCAUUGAGUUGUCGGCUGUCCAGAGUUAUGAAUAGCUUCAGACAGGUCAUUAUUUUUCAUUAGCAGUUAAUUAAUUUACUUUUGACAGUUUCCCCCAGCUCGCUAUUGUUGUAAAGUAAACACUCUGACUCGGAAUUGAAUACCCUCCAAGCUAUGACCAUCCGUUAACAUAAGAAAGUAGGGGAGAGUGGCUCAAUGGCAUUGAGUGCCCGCGACAACUGUUCCCCAAAUUAGCGAGGAGAAAAUAAGAAUUUUUCAAAUCUAUUACGGAAACUGUAAUAUUUAAUUGAGAAAACAUGUGUAGAAAGAUCAGGUUUCUUCGUGGACCACUGAUUUAGAAACACAUCAGCGGUGACUGCCAACAAUGACUGAAAUUUAAGAAUAAAGUACCCGUAGAAACCUUUAUUUUUACGUCUUCUUUCUGUUGCUCUCACUCUUCCACAGUAAUGAUCUCGGCAGGAGCACUUAUCAUUUUGUAAUUUUGCUUCUUUCCCAGAAACUUUCUUUAGCGUAUCGAUUUUGAAAACUUUCAAGCGGUAGUCUCUCAUUACGUUGACAAAACCAUUUUUAAUUGGCGUUGCUUUGAAACAGAAGAGCAGUUAUUCAACAAUUAAGCCCUACACCUGCGACAUUCUUCGCUUGCGGAACUGGUUUUGAGUAAGAUAAGAGGAGUUAAACAUAUGGUCAUCUGUGUGCAAACUGAGAUAGGGUCACAGCAAAAAUGCUAAUUAGUCAGCCUCGAUUCACAUUUUUAGAUGACUGCUACCUGACCAACUCAUCACCGGCUUGUUCGCUCACUGACUCGCGGACUGACUGAAUGACUAACAAGUAGACCAUGCCACUGCCGGUGACUUUUACAUCCCUCCUAAAUCAAAAGAAGUAAGACGAGGCUUUCUAUUUUUUUCAGGUUGCUCAUCGCCUCUUGGCUUGGCGUCAGGCUCAAUACAUGACUCGCAGCUUUCGGCAUCUACAUCCAUGAGCGACUGGUUGCUGCCGUCUGAAGGACGACUUCAUAACAAUUUGUGAGUAUCAUCAGCACAAUAGUAAACUACAUUCUGAUUUGAUGAUGUUUUAUACGAUGUGGAGAGACUAAAGAUACAUUAAAUGGUUCCAAAAGUCUGCACAACUAAUUCAAUACCUAAGAAUUGCAUCUGAUUGGUUGAGGAAGUGGCGCGAGUCUUCUGGAGUCAGUGCAGCACGAAGCAUGUUAGGCAAAACCAAUGGAAUCAUGGAUUACUUCCGGCACUCAAUUGAAAAUUUCUCUGUCGGGUAUCCAAUUCAAGUAUGAAAAGAAAUUACCCAAUGUAAAUAGAGCAAAAGCAAGAGUUGAUUUAGAGAGCCAAAACGAACUUGCAACUAUUUCUGGCGAAGGUGUCAUGUGGCUCGAUAAAACUAACUUUUCUGGCACAAUAAAAGCAGCUGAACAGCAGCUGUCUUUUCAAUACAACAGAUUAAUGCCUUAACAUGAUUUCAUCCUAGAACGUCGAACUCAUUCGGGGCUUGGUGUGCAGAAGACGUGGACUUGGAUCAGUGGUUUCAAAUUGACUUACAGAGGACAACAAACGUGUCAGCUGUAGCUUCUCAGGGAAUUGACAUCAUUAUGGCUGGUUACUGGGUGGCGUCAUACUCUUUGAACUACAGUUGCGAUGGAAUCAAAUGGCAUUCUUAUGCCAUUCAAGGAGUACCUGUUGUAAGUAACAAUAAGUUGCGAGAAACUCAGUAAAUAUGGAGGACUGGGACUAGCACGCUUUACUUCUGAUAGACCUGGGUUCUAGUACUCUCACAGUAUCUUUCCUUGUCGUGGAGUAUAAAUGGGCGUCGGCAUUGUCAGGAAAUCAUAAUGAGAUUUUGGGCAAAAGGUCGGGAGGUGGUGAUCUGCGAUACACCAGCAUCUUAUUCAUUCCAGGAAGAGUAGCAAUAAUCGUGGUCGUUUCACGCAAUAAAUGUUAGAUAACAUUCGGUUAAAUGGGCCGCUUAGCUCGAGUACAGACUCAGUAAUGACUGUGUUCGACUUUUUUUUUUUGCAGAUAUUUCAGGCAAAUAAUGAUUCUGAUAGUGUGGUAACGAACACGCUUUCACCUUCCAUAUUGGCUCGGUUCAUUAGAGUGUUGCCCUUGGAAUGGAAUCAGCUGGAAACCAUUUGUCUGAGACUGGAAUUAUAUGGAUGCGAAACAAGCCAAGGUAACAGGAAAAAAGCGAAGAUCAAUCCAUUGGGGAUUGGAUCAUCUACUUUUUAGAGCAUAAACGGUGAAUGGAAAUUAUUCGUCAAGGAAGGUCCUAGAAAUAAUUCCAACGGCCAAUCAAGUUCAAAGUGAAAAACUCAGUGUUCCAACGAAGACCUUAACAAGCCGGCAUAAAAAUCAUGUAAUUUGGUGUUAACAACUGGGUUGAAAACGUAAAUUAGCCACCGUAAAGGAUAAAAAAGCUGACGUUUCGAGCGUUAGCCCUUCGUCAAAGCGAUUUGCAUCGCUCUGACGAAGGGCUAACGCUCGAAACGUCAGCUUUUUUACCCUUUACGGUGACUAAUUUACGUUUUCAACCCAGUUGUUAACACCAAAUUACCUGCUAUACUCUCCCACCGACGCAGCACCACAGUUUCUUUAGAAACUUACCCCUUUAUAAAAAAACAUGACCAAGCGCAGAAAAAUUUUGUGACCAAAUUUUCUACAAGUCAGCGUUUUUUGUGCAGAAAAAACUGUUCUUUAUAUUAACCGACAAAAACAUGAUACCCUUCUAUUUCAGCCUGCCCACACCCUACCAAGGCUACAAUGUCACCAAGCCAGGCAGCAGCAGACUCUUCUUCAGUAACCAAGGCUCCAUUAACUGGUUUACCUCCGAAAUUUUCAACGCUGAGUUCUAAGACGGGGAACAGGUCACAUAGCACUGACAGCCUAGCCACUGAUACAAACACAAUUCCCAUCGGUAAGUUAAUUGCUUCGGUGAAGUCCUCAGUAAAUGCUUUUGGCGCUGUUACUUUUACUGACAACUUUUCACGGUCAUCUGCUGAACUAACGUGAAAUUAUUUUCUAAAACGUCCGCUAGGUUGAACCAAAUGCAAUCUACACGGACCUGUUUGUAGAAAUGAUAUGUUCUCAACAACACCGUGACGUAUUGAAACAUAAACAUCUGUCCAGUGCUUUCUAAUCUUGGGGUUUAACCAAUCUAUGAGGCUUCACAAAACUAGAGUUAACAGAAAAUUGCUAAAAGAAUCCCACAGUUCAAUUAAAGUGCAAUAAUUCAAAAGUCAAGCUUGCAUUAUAAUUUUCAAAGUGUCUGAUUUAUUUCUCUCACUACGAUUCUCCACAGCAUGUUCUUAUGCCCUUGGAAUGCAGUCUGGUGCGAUUAACGAGUCGCAAAUAAAAGCUUCCUCUUUCGACAGUGUUUGGACCCGACCAUCGGAAGCAAGACUUCAUAAUCAGUGGUUUGUUAAAUAAUUUGUUACUUAAAAAAGUGUCUUUCGAGUUGCCAGUCGAUCAGAAUGUCUAGUUGGCAUCCUUGGUUUGAUAUAUUGAACCGGCUUAUAUAUCAGGACUAAGUACCGGUAAUUGAUUUUUUUUUUUCAAAGUUAGCUCGUGCAUUUAUCUAAAAACUGAUAAAAAUCUUCACCAAUGAAGUUAUUGAAAUGAUAACGUACCUCUGAAUGUAUAAGAUAUUUACAGCGGGAAAUCUCAUUUGCUAGUAACCAAAAGUUUUUUUUAAAGUCUAAAUCCAAAGAAAUUGGAAAAAUACUUAACUACUCGGAGUCAACUCUAAUCAUACUUAUACUGGACCAUAAGGUGGCUGAAGAAAAAGUCUUCUCCCCAUGGAUUGUAAGCUGCAUGCCUGUAGGAUAUCCACGAAACUUUCUGAUCAAGCUGUUCUCACUUUCCUCUUUACUUGCUUCUCUCCAGGAGCCUUAACCAUAGAUCGCUAGGGGGUUGGUGUGCAGCAGACGCGGAUAUGAAUCCUUUCUUACAAGUGGAUCUGUUAAACAACUCUAUUGUCACCGCAAUAGCCACACAAGGUGUCCCAGCAAAUGGAAACAUUGCGUUGAGGUACAAACUUAACUACAGCUGUGACGGGAUAACUUGGUUUGAAUAUCAAGAAGGAACGGUGAGUGCUACUCGUGACAUGUCUCAGUAUAAUCAAGAUCAUCUCUUGUGUCGUCAGUAAAACUGCCUUUGAGCUUACACUGUACCAUUAAGAUCAAUUGAUUGGGCAUGAUUAAUGAUCACAGUUUAGAAUACCUCGUGUAUUGUUUGGAUAUUCAUGUGAAGAAUGAGAGCACGUCCCUUAAGUUGAACAUGUGAAUCCAAAUGCACGGUACCGCAAAAUUUAGCCAUGUCUACAUUCUUCGAGAUAUUCGUAAAAGGGUUUGACGCUAAACAAGCUGCCAUAUCGGGAUCAUCUUAGAGCGGAGUAACGUGUCGAGAUUUCGAGAGCAAUCAGAUAGUAUGUGCAGAUAAGAAAAACCAACACAAUCCUGGAUCCCUUCGACGCUAAAUUGAAAUAUAGUUCUUCAUAGGAUAUUGGUUUUUCCUACUCUUAUCCUGCUUGGCCAGUAACGUUUUCAGUAACAAACUGUUUUGGAUCAUGUACUUUGACCGACACUCACAUGACAUUAUUAUCUCCUCAGAUAUUUGAAGGUUAUCGCAAAAAUUUGCGGGCUCGACAAAACAAGCUACCAGUGCCCUUUAGAGCUCGGCUCGUGCGAAUUCGACCGCUUCUCUCCAGGCAGUACGAAAUACCCUGUGUGAGACUAGAAAUCUAUGGAUGUAGCAUGGCUAAUUCCGGUAAGUGUAGCACUUAUUUUCUAGUUACUGGUCAAUAACAUCGCACAAGGGAGUCAUUUCAAAUGUUACUGUCUUUUCAAAUACACUGUGCAUCACCUAUUAUUUAAGGAAACAGAGGGAAAUUGCUUUUUCUCAAUGAAUUAUGACCCGUCUUUCUUUCUUUUAGAUAAGACAGAAAAUCGACAAAAAGUUAUGAAAAUUAUUCAGCUAAACGAACUCACCAUGAGCUUUGAAGAUAAAUCAAUAAAUUAAAUAAUUGAGCAAUCAAUCAAAUUUUUUCUUCCCAAUUAAUGGAUCAUUAAUCAUUCAAUAAAUCAAUUGAACUGGCAGUGAAGAGUAUUUUUAGAUUCAUUGUCCUAAAAUCUAACCCAAAGUAAUCACAGCGGCCAAUCAGAAAGGAGAAUAUCCCAUGAAGUCGAGAAGUCAAGUUUGUAUCCGAUUGGUCAAAAGUGUAAGCAAAGUUUUGUAGACUAUCCGCUGCGCGUAGUGAAGAAUCGAUGCCAUUCCGAUAUAAGAGCGAAAAGUCUCACUUUUUCGAGUAAGUUUUUUUAAGAGAGAUAAGUAUUCAAGGGACUUAACUCACCAGUUACCGAUGAUUAAUGGUUGAAUUUAUGACUUCUUUUUGACGGAUGUGUCAUGGUUGUUCAUUGUUGUGUUCAUUUUUCAGUUUGUGGAACGAAGAAUCAACUAAACACCACGAUAAAUCCAGAUCAACAUUCCACACAGGAUACCAAGGCCCGAACAACACAUAAGACAACGUCAAGACUGAAUCUAAGGCCUACAAGACCAAAGGACAUGAUUGUAAUUGUGCGAGAUCAUCCAAGUAACGACUCAUUAGGUUAUAACUUUAUGCCCUCUUCAACAGAGCAACGUCACAUUUUCAGUUUAUCACUUCCUCUAACUCUAAGUUUUCUCCUCGUAAUACUGACUGAGUGAUUACUAAUGACAGAUUCCUGAUCAACUUUCUUUCGGAACGGUAGAAACCUUGUGAAAAAGUAUGUUAAUCAAGAACUGGAGGCGGGGGUCUGGAGGUGUGUGGACUGAGUAGCGUCACAAGCCAGAGAAAGUUAACUAGAGUCUGGCGACUGCCAACAUUGUAGAUAUUUCCGGUUAAUAAUUUAAGCCUGCUACGUUAGCGUGGAAAGGAGAUGAAGGGGGGAAAAUUCGCCUAGCCUGCGGAACAGGCGUAAUUUUUUUUGCGUUAAGCAGGCGAACGGAGACAAGCGAUAGGCGAGCGCAAAGUGCGGGUGACGAGCGAGGGAAGGAGUGCGAUUCUUCCUUUAUUAUGCCUUACCUCCGAUCGACAAUUCACUCGAGCGUGAAGCACAAUUCCAACGAUCCAGCUUUACGCUCUCUUCGCAUUUCAUGCGAAAAUAUCACUUUCCCCUCACCCUCCCCUUUGGGCACUAGAUCUGCCGGCUAACUAAGAUAAGAGCUUACGUUUUAGCUUUAUGUAAAUACUAAAAUUGCUCGGUAAAAACAAAUUUAAGUCGAUAUUAUUUAUUGUUGUAAAGCGUACCCUUCUUGCUUUUACUCUCAUUGGUUACAAAUGGGUGAAUAUUAUUCACCGUU
Messenger RNA from Pocillopora meandrina, 8418 nucleotides. NCBI's taxonomy places the organism in Eukaryota, Metazoa, Cnidaria, Anthozoa, Scleractinia, Pocilloporidae. The record is from the annotation of a GenBank genome assembly.